GUGCUCAUUACCGCCGUGUGUCUACGCGGCGCUCAGUUACCGGGCGGGAUUUCCGCAAUAUCAAGUAUGGCGAAGACUUACGAUUAUUUGUUUAAACUACUGUUAAUCGGGGACUCGGGAGUUGGGAAGACCUGCGUGCUGUUCAGAUUCUCAGAGGAUGCCUUUAACUCAACGUUUAUCUCCACGAUAGGUAUUGACUUCAAGAUAAGGACGAUAGAGUUAGAUGGAAAGAAGAUCAAGUUACAGAUAUGGGACACGGCAGGACAGGAACGGUUCCGAACAAUCACAACGGCAUAUUACAGAGGGGCGAUGGGCAUCAUGCUGGUGUAUGACAUCACCAAUGAGAAAUCCUUUGACAACAUCAAGAACUGGAUCAGGAACAUAGAGGAGCAUGCAUCAGCAGACGUGGAGAAGAUGAUCCUGGGGAACAAGUGUGACAUCAAUGACAAACGGCAGGUGUCUAAAGAGCGAGGAGAGAAGCUGGCGUUAGAGUAUGGCAUCAAAUUCAUGGAGACGAGUGCGAAGGCCAACAUUAACGUGGAGAAUGCAUUUUUGACACUUGCCAGAGACAUCAAAGCAAAGAUGGACACAAAAUUGGAGGGUAACAAUCCCCAAGGCAGCAAUCACGGAGUGAAGAUCACCACCGAGCAACAGAAAAAGAGCAGCUUUUUCCGCUGUGUGCUACUGUGAAGACCAAGGCCUUACCGUCCACCAUCCUGGGGCUGGACUUAACUGGACUGUGCUCUCGUUUUUAGCACUUUCACUCUCUCUUUCCUCUCUCUCUCCCUCUCUUUUUCUUUCUCUUCCUUUCUCUUUCCCUUAAAAUAUCCCUCUGCUUCCAGCCCUAGAACAGUCGGAGUGCCCAACUCCAGUCAUCUGCUUCCACUGACAUGUUGGCGUCAUGGUUUAUUUCCCCCAGUUAUGAUGAGGAUCACACAUGCUGGGCUGGCGUCACUUGCUUCCUCAGAGUUGAAGAGCUAAGUGGUGAAACAUUUAUUAUUGAUUCACACCCAGAGGAAUAAUUCAUGUUUAUUGAGAUGUUGAAGCUCUGUCUAGAUAGAGAGCGCACAGCUGCCAAAAACCCAUUCUCUGGCAGAAGUGAGGUUCUGACAGAAAGGGGCAGUCUCCCAGACAGGGGUUAAGCCUAGUCUUGGACUGCACAGCAUUUUAAAUGGAAAUGUCCCAUUGAAAGAAAAAUAUUAAGCUGCCCUAUGAAAACCCAACAAUUAUAGAGAGUUAUUCAGGAUAUUUCUUUAGACAUUCCAUUGUUUUCUGUCCUCAUGCUGUUUUUCGACAAUCACUUGACCUCACUCUGUAUGUAAAGAGACUUGUAAUUUGCCUCUUAAAAACUUUUAUUAAUUUUGCUUGUUCUGUCUUUGUCCUCCAUAUUUUUUUCUUUUUACUUUUUACUUUGCAUUGACCAGAAUCUCUUUCCAUCAACAUUCCAUUAUAUACAUAGAUGUUUACUCAUUAAUGCAAUUAGAGCCAGUUGUACAGACAGACUAUGCUGUUUUGACUAUUUCCUAAUUAAAAUUUGAAUAGUUUCUGAUUUAACAUUCACUGAGCUGUAUCCACUGCCUCUAUGUAAUGAACCUCUUGAAAUGUCCUCAAAAUAUUGUUUCUUCCAGUCUAAAAUAUAAUAAGAGAGAUUUGACCUGGAAAAUAUGUAGAAAAUCCUCCCCAAGUCUCAGACCUUUGCACUUCAUGAUUAACCUUUGUGUUGUGAAAAUGGGGCCAACUGGUAGAAUUCUCUUGCUAUAUAACAAAUGCAUGAACACUGAUCAGCCAUGACAAUUAUCACUACUGUACAAGUGGGGGGAAAAAGUGAUGUUUGUUAAAAGAAAGCGUAAGGACGUGAGCCAAACUAGGGAAAGCCAAAUUGUGAUGACUAGACACGUCUGACUGGGUCAGGACAUCUCCAAAACAUCAGGCAAAUAUUGUGGGGUUUUAUGUGGUGUGCAAUAGUCAGUAACUUCCAAAGUGCUUCAAAAACGGACAACCAAUGGACGGGCAUCAGGGUAAAGGGCAUUUAAGGCUCACUUUUUCAAUUUAUGGUGGCUCAUGUUCCUUAGGAAUUACCCAGUAUCACCACAGUUGGUAUUAAUGUUAUGGCUGAUUUAGUGUUUUGUAUUUUGUGGUAGGGUUUCCCAGUUUCCCAUUAGCACCUUUCUCAGUGUUCAUUAAGAGCUCAUCUUAAAUGUUUAAAUAAUAGAAAGAAAGAGAGAGAGAGUUCAGUGUGGCGCUCGCUUGACCAAUCUUAUUGUGCUCAUCUGCAUUGCAGAAACCCAGCCCUGAUCUUGUUUUUUUUCCCUCAAAUUUGUCCCGUCUAGACUGACCUCCACUUUGUGUAUCAUUGACCUUGUUUACACCUAGUUUAACUACUUCAUAGCACAAGUAUCUGAAUUCUAUCCAGAUAAGAGUUUAGGAUAAUCCACAUGCAUUUACACUUGAUAAGUCAGAUUCGUCUACAGUUUGAUUGGAAUUGGAUUGAUGCAAUUAGUGGAGUACCUAAAUUUGCUUGUGGUUAUCAAAUUGUUUUGGAGGGAUGAAUACAUGUACACUCCAAUAACGUGGCUCAAAGUGUUUUGAGAGAUCAGAUUUGUAUCUGUUUUUAAAUGCAUCUAUAUGGCUAUGUUUAGUCUGUAGUCAUAUGUUGAAAUGACUGUCUGCACUGUUGAUUGCCAGUGAUUUUAAUUGGUUUUGCAUGUCUGGACAUCACAAAUGUAUCUGCUGUGGGUUGUUGUGGUAUAGAGGUCUGCGUCAGUAACUAACCUUAAUGGCGCUCUGAUUGGACCCCCACACUUCCCUUACUCUAGAUUUGGUGAGGUGGUUGUUUGUUGCGUUGAGCGAAAUGUAUAAAAAUGCAUUGAAAUCUAAUUUGGAUGAUGUUCUUCCAGACUGAGACUCAUCUGUACAAAUCAGAUUGUAUUUAUAUGUUAAGCCACGCCCACAUUUGGAAAAAUCUGAUUUCUUAUCGUUUCAGGCUGUUCAGAGUAUUAAAUACAAUCUGCAAACUAUCAAGCUGUCUGGACAUAGAGUGCAGGCCAAAAGUUUGGACACACCUUCUCUUUUUUAAUGCAUUUUCUUUAUUUUCAUGAAUAUUUACAUUGUAGAUUCUCACUGAAGGCAUGAAAACUAUGAAUGAACAGGUAAAAUAACUAAAAAAAAAAAAAUGAUAUUCUAGUUUCUUUAAAAUCGCCACCCUUUGCUCUGAUUGCUGAUUUGCACACUCUUGGCAUCAUUCUCUCAAUGAGCUGCAAGAGGUGGUCACCUAAAAUGCUUUUCCAACAGUCUUGAAGGAAGGAGAGGUGUUUAUUAGCCUUCUUCACUCUGUGCUCCAGCUCACCCCAAACCAUCUGGAUUGGGUUCAGGUCCGGGGACUGUAGAGGACAGCUCAUUUCUUGUUAAGUACAUAAAACUCCACAUGUGUUCAUUCAUAGUUUUGAUGCCUUUAGUGAGAAUCUACAAUGUAAAUAGUCAUGAAAAUAAAGAAAAUGCAUUGAAUGAGAAGGUGUGUCCAAACUUUUGGCCUGUACUGUAGCUUAAUUGGUUUGGCCUUAUCCAGAUAUUGUAAAUGAAGUGACCAGGUGUAAACAAGGUCUUUGCCAUUCUCAGUUACUACCUGCUUUAAACCAUAGGUGGCACCAUGUGCCCUGUAACUGUUGCUUGCUAAUAACCCACUGUGUGUAAAUUACCUUCAUGUGACUGGGCUAAUCUGGCCAGAGAACAGCUGAUCCACUUCACGCUUUUCUAAAUUCUGUAGUUAUGAGGAAUCUGCCCUCCUGUUUUUUGUAUAAAAGAUAAUGAAGUCACUGCACACAGCAUCUAUUUUCAUCUAUCAGUGUCACUAAUGACCAUUUUAACAGUAUGUACAGUAAUAAUCAGAUAAAGGAGCUCAGCAUCAGGUCAGGAAAACCCUUUCUUACACACCAGCGCUCACAGGUUCUGAAGGAACAAUCGCUCAUUCAUUAAGAGUCUGAAGAGAGAAGCACAGUGUUUUUCCACUUUGUUUGAGAAGUAGAGAACUUUCCCCCUUCCUUUAUGUUGCGGGUAACUCGAAAGCGGCCUUGUUUGUUCUUUAAAUAGCGAUUGAAGCUAGUCUGAAUGAGGGAAGCCACAGAGAGAGAAACGCGCAGAGAAAGCUCUCGUUUGACUCAUUUUUGACAUUUUUAACUGAACCUUUUUAUCCAGUGUUCUCCCAAAGAGUUGAGAGUUUGUGUCCAGUUUGGAUUGUCCACCUGACCAAAUGUUUCAAAUCUAUAGCCCUCUGCACCCUCACCUCUACCCCCUUCCCCUUUUCAUAUUUCCCCCUAAACAUCCUGCCAUUUGUCUUAAUUGCUAAUACUUGAUCUAUAGUUUUGGAUCUAUGCAUCAUGAAGGUGACAUUUUUGACCUCCUGUAUUUUUGCAUAUCUAUUCUCUCAUUGAGACUGCAGUAGUUUUUCUUCUCUUUUUACCCCACCUUUAGUUUGUAGCCUCUCCCUGCUGUAGCUGCCCAAACCUCUAGCUGUCUGUCCCUUUUGUGCAAUUCAGUGGCUCUCUUUGAGUAGAGUCGUGUGUGUGUGUGUAUAUA
This is a messenger RNA of Astyanax mexicanus (Mexican tetra), 4572 nucleotides long. It is a transcript of the gene rab8a, whose product is annotated as RAB8A, member RAS oncogene family. Lineage: Eukaryota; Metazoa; Chordata; Actinopteri; Characiformes; Acestrorhamphidae. Gene Ontology annotation, cellular component: dendritic spine; trans-Golgi network transport vesicle; synaptic vesicle. Gene Ontology annotation, molecular function: GTP binding; GTPase activity. The record is from RefSeq and is a predicted model, not a curated record. The coding region runs from base 67 to 690 and encodes 207 amino acids. The transcript has 8 exons. Gene Ontology annotation, biological process: protein localization to plasma membrane; cellular response to insulin stimulus; neurotransmitter receptor transport to postsynaptic membrane.